AUGGCUGGCGAGUGUCACGAGCACUCAUGGAGCCAGUGGGAGUCCGACUCCGGAUACGGCAGCGACGAUGUCUUGCCUAAUCUCGCAUUUGACCCAGACCCACUAGCGACUGAGAGCGAUGAGGUUCUCUCGCCUGCUGCCUUCGCUGCAUUGAUCGCUUCGAUCGAAGCGGACGCACGGGAGAGAUUGAUACCAUCCUCGUCGGACGCGGUCCAGACAGACUCCGCACACACAGCUUGGACAAGCCCACAUACACUCAGCACUGGCAGCCUAUUGUACUUCGAUGAACAACGACCACCCUCUCUGCUUUUGCAGGGUGAGGCUGCAUUGGAAGACAACCAAGCGCAAUUUGCACCACCAACAAAGCAGAAAUCUGGCUUUCAUCGUGCAUGCAAUCUAAAACAUGCCACAAAAGCAAAGACAUCAGGUAAUCGUGCCAAGCGUGGCCGCCCCCUAGGCUCGAGAGACAGCAAACCACGCAAGCCCAGGGCUUCUCGCAAGGCUAGGAAGAAUGCAGAGACAAUGACAGAAAGAGAAGCUGGAUUGGCGCCCAAACCUGUGCAACUCGUAUCGCCAGGAGAAUGGAACAAUACGCCUAGCACAUCAUCCGACUCGGCUGACGGUUGCAACGCGAGUAUACCUGCUCGCGUACACAAAACGCCCAGAUCCUUCGAUGGAACAGUCUUUCGAUUGGCGCCUUCGUCAACAGAAAAGACUUACGACAUUCGAAGACCAAAGACAGCUCCCCCGCAGGCCCCGUACGAGAUGCCCGAUGAACACAGUCUGGCCGGCAUAGGCUGCAACAAUCGGGCCCGUCACAAGGGCGAGAUCUACCUGUCCAAUGGUAGCGCUGUACAACUCCCUGGCUAUGAACACACUGCAUGUCAUCUUCACCUGACAGAGCGCUGCGAUUUCUGGAGAAACAACGAUCUUGGCUUGAUAUGCACUGUUUGUGACCACUCCGCCAGUUUGUCGUACAUAUCAGCUCCCAGACAACCACACCUCGUUUCUACUAUGGUUCUCAGGGCCCAAAACCUGCCUUUGGAGCCAUCCAUGACACAGCCGAUCAUCAUCGACCAACGAGAGGCUUCUGAGAUUUUGACCAUGAUAUAUGCUUCCAUUACCAGCAAACAGGCUGGUGCAUACACAACUGGCACCCGUCGAAUUCCACCACACGCGUUUCUGUUCGAACUUGUGGACUGUAUCAAAGAACAGGAACCACACCAUCUGGUCACUUGUCAGACCCUGGAGAAAGACUUGGGAAGGUGCAUUGAGAAGCUGGUGUUCGAGAGGUUGCUAGCACGAACUGGUCAUAAGUAUCGCAAAUUGAAGAAAAAGUACCUAAAACAUCACAGGCUAGCGGAUAUCAUACCCGAGCUGUCGAGGGAUGAACCUGGCUUGGAAAUUGUGAUGGUGACCUGGGACUGCAUCAUCAGAUGUUUUGCAGGUCUUAUGGCGUUGAGGUUGGAGCAGAGAUUUUGA
Messenger RNA from Ascochyta rabiei, 1482 nucleotides. RefSeq lists its product as uncharacterized. The record is from RefSeq and is a predicted model, not a curated record. Lineage: Eukaryota; Fungi; Ascomycota; Dothideomycetes; Pleosporales; Didymellaceae. The transcript has a single exon. Bases 1 to 1482 code for a protein of 493 amino acids.